AUGACGAGGUCAAGGACCAAACAACUAAGGAAAAGGUUCAACCUAGCAGUAGAGGCCAUCAUCAAUACAAUGGAACCACAAGAUCUCAUUGGUUUAGAACCAAUGCCCAACAUAAUUCCACACUGUCCUGAAGAGGAUCUAAUAGAGGGAUACACUCGUCUUACGAUCAGCCAGUCAUCCCAACUACAAGCUCCAGGAGAACACAAGCUGGGAGAACCAGAGCUGUGCAAUACACGACAUAUAGACCAAAUGGAGCAACUACUGGAGGAAAACAACAAGGGAAUGGAAAGAACUCAAGACGAAGAUCAAGCUGCCUCAGAGGGUUCCCAAGAGACUUCCUGCACCCAAGAACACAGCCAGAAUGAGCUAAGAUCAGAGGCGUCUCAACACAUCUCAGCUCUGCCUCAUAUGCACCAAGCCCCAACAAUGGCUAGUUCUUCAUCAAACAACCAGAGAAGUCGACCUUCUGUGUGGAUUCACGUGAGGCUGAGCUUCUGUGCUGUAUCAAAGAUCAAUCACAACUCUGUGGUGCACUUCUUUCCGCCAUCAACAUCAUCUAACUGA
Arabis nemorensis is the source of this 564-nucleotide messenger RNA. NCBI's taxonomy places the organism in Eukaryota, Viridiplantae, Streptophyta, Magnoliopsida, Brassicales, Brassicaceae. The record is from the annotation of a GenBank genome assembly.